CUGUUGCUGCUUCAAUUCUCACACUCAGUCCAAAAUCCAGUUAGCUAUGUUCAUUCAUUCCUGAUGCAGAAAUCACAACAGAUGUUUGGUACUACUUUCUCCUCGCAAUUUCUCAAACAGAACUUGAACAAAUCUCGAAGGAAUCCAAGUGAAAAAAUUUGGAACUGCAGCAAUCAGAAUGGCCGCACGCUUCAGCUCAUCAUCAAAUAGUGUUCGCUCUACAGAGUCUAUCUACAGCUCUGCAAAGCAAGAAAUGGAAGAACAUAGCGAGCUUAAAGAUCUCCCCUCCAAGAACCGCAUGGCCAAACAGGGAGGGAGGAACAACCAACACGCUCAGCCCUUUAAUCUUCACACUGAGCAAAGAGGACACAGGAAGGAACAAGAGUUUGUAAAAAGAGUGAAAGAAAGGGUUAUCGAAGAGGCUAGACGAAGGAUUCCCGUCGCACAAGGUCUUCCAUUCACGACGGAUAAACCACAGCGUCGUUUGGAAGAUCUUGAGGAUGAGGAAGCAGAAGCAAAUGAGAAAAAUCUUCCUUGGGUGUUAGGUUGA
Messenger RNA from Zingiber officinale, 550 nucleotides. RefSeq lists its product as uncharacterized. NCBI's taxonomy places the organism in Eukaryota, Viridiplantae, Streptophyta, Magnoliopsida, Zingiberales, Zingiberaceae. The transcript has 4 exons. The coding region runs from base 179 to 550 and encodes 123 amino acids. The record is from RefSeq and is a predicted model, not a curated record.